Molecule: messenger RNA, 1922 nt
Organism: Nerophis lumbriciformis (worm pipefish)
Lineage: Eukaryota; Metazoa; Chordata; Actinopteri; Syngnathiformes; Syngnathidae
Gene: nkain2
Product: sodium/potassium transporting ATPase interacting 2
Biological process (GO): regulation of sodium ion transport
Source: RefSeq, a predicted model, not a curated record
UUGUCUGUCCGGUUCACUCUAUCAAGACCAGCCCAAACUUACACUUGAUUUCUCUUCUAAAAUCUCACUAUUGGACCGUCACUGCGUCCGUUUUAGCCCAAAAAAAAACCCCGUGUUUAUUUUGGUAAUAAAUGGUUCGGAGGUCGACUGUGUUAACCGGAGUGACGGCCGAGCUGAGAGCGACAUGAACCCGCCGAGGAGCAGCAGCAGCCGGGGGAGGAGGACGUGAAGGACCGCUGACACUUCCACUCCGGUCGCCGCCUCGAAGGAUAUUGUCGCCUGGUGUUCGCGACUUAAUCUUGCCGCACAUUUGCACCUGUGUUCCUGUUAUUAUGGAAAAAUGAAGAAUGCACCACGCCAGGCGAUAAAUCCAAUUCCUGAGGCAAGCGUCCAUCUUUUGCUGCUGCUCAGCCCCAGGGGCCACCCUCCACUUCCACAGGCUCAUCUGUGAGCACCUCUACCUGGGCAGCCAGACUCCCAAGAACGCUUUGCAGAAGGGAAGGAAAGGAUUGGAUUCGGAGGAUUGUUAUUCUGGGGACAGGCGGAGGACGACAUGGGGUGCUGCAGUGGCAGGUGCACCUUGGCCUUCAUCUGUGGCAUGCAGCUGGUCAGCGUCUUGGAGCGUCAGAUUGUUGACUUCCUGGGUUACCAGUGGGCUCCCAUUCUGACCAACUUCCUGCACAUCAUCAUGGUCAUAUUGGGCCUGUUUGGCACCAUCCAGUUCCGACCGCGAUACGUCACUGGGUACGCCGCCUGGCUGGUCGUGUGGAUGACCUGGAAUGUUUUCAUCAUCUGUUUUUACCUGGAGGUUGGAGAUCUGUCCAAGGACUCAGACCUAGUCCUGACGUUCAACCUGUCCAUGCAUCGGUCCUGGUGGAUGGAGAACGGGCCCGGGUGCAGGGUGACCCCCGUCACCCCUCCUCCCUCCUGGGCCCCCGAGGACCACCGCUACAUAUCGAUAUCGGGCUGCCUGAUGGAUUUUCAGUUUGUGGAGGUGGCUCACUCCUCGCUGCAGGUCUUGCUGGCUUUGGUGGGGUUCAUCUAUGCCUGCUACGUGGUCAAGAUCAUCUCGGAGGAAGAGGACAGCUUUGACUUUAUAGGCGGCUUCGACUCGUACGGAUACCAAGGACCUCAGAAGACCUCCCACCUCCAACUACAACCUAUGUACAUGUCCAAAUAAAAGACCAGGAACUUCUUUAGAAGAGCUGCCUUACCGCUUUGUUUUGUGUUUGUUUGUUUCUACUCUAAAAGUCUUUUUGAGGAAGGAAACAAGAGCACACUGAGUCCUUCCAGUGUUUCUCCGAUGAAGUAAGAGUGACUUCUGGUGGUGGGAGUCACUUACUGCAUUAGCGGCUAUAAGAACAUUUUUGAGCACCUUCAUGGCCAACUUCUGGAACUUCCCCUUGCUCUUUAGUGCCUGGUGAGACUUCCUGACAACAACAACAACCAAACAAGGAAUGUCUGACAUCUUUUUUUUCUACUUCCUCAAAAGUUUGGAUUGUGGAUGUUAGCAAAGCAUCACAGACAUUUUAAAAAGACACAAAGCGACGUCCAAACGUGCUAAAACGAAUUCAUGUUUACAUCUUUGACAAGACUUUUUUAAUCAAAUAACUUUUUGUGCUUUUUCAGACCUGGGUUGUCUGAAUAAUUUGUCUUCCAGCCACAAGAGGCAGGCAGGAAGAAGAUGAGGGAGAGGUCAGGCAGCCUUUUUUGUCUUUCUUUUUUUUGCUUCUUUGCGAGUAGCAUCCAUCCUUAACUAAGAAAUGUCCCAAAGUUGACGUGUUGGCUCGACACAAAUGACAAUCACAGUCAGGGCGGCCUCCAUUUGUAACUCAUUUCAAGUCAGAAAACAAUGUUUAAUUCUUAAAAAGACACACAUGUCCUGUUUUUCUUGGUAAAUCCCCAGUGACUCAAAUUGUCAG